Molecule: messenger RNA, 2507 nt
Organism: Arachis ipaensis
Lineage: Eukaryota; Viridiplantae; Streptophyta; Magnoliopsida; Fabales; Fabaceae
Source: RefSeq, a predicted model, not a curated record
CUUCAACUGUUGAACUUUUUGUAUUUAAUGCAGUGGUUGAUCUUGUGGGGUAUUAUUCAACCUUGUUGGUUUUGUUCAUAAAAUUUGAAACUUUUUUUUGUUUGUUUUUGUGGUGAUAUUGUCUAUAUUUUUGUGUGUGUGUGGUUUUAUCAGGGUAAAUUUCAGAACAGUCAUUGCUUCUGUUUGCUUACAAGACUUUGUUAAUAGUUACACUGAUUCCCUCCAAGUAAAGUUGUUAACAUGGUUUGAAAAUUCUGCUUUUGGUUUUAUUUUUUUUCUCUACUUUUAACAGUAAAAGUAACUUGAAACCAUGCAUUGUUCAAACUAGUUGUUGGCUGUGUGGGGCAGAAAGAAUAGUGCUUAGUUCAAUCUCAAUUACACUUGUUUUUUCUUCUGUGGAAAAUGUAAUUCUGAAUUGAAAUAUGUGGAGGUGGACAUUGUGGUGAGAAGGGACUGAACAACUAAGUGGAAUGAUUUCUCCUAGUAAACUAAGGAUGAAGCUUACAGGACCUCACCAUCUUAAGAAGAAAGAUGGAUCCAACUGUAACUCAACCAGAACUUCCCCUUCAAAGCAUGAUGAUGCUGAGUUUGUGAAGAACAGCUUACUUGCCUCAGAGACUAACAACCUUCUUGAUGAAGUUACAUCUUCAAGCUUAGAGGUUCCACCGUUAAAGCUGUCAAGUGAUGCAAUGUUGCACCAGAAUAACCAGACUUGUUAUGGUAACAUGGACCUCAUAAAAAUGCAGCAUUCUCAAAAUGGUGAUAAUGGUAAGUCAGGAACAAUAAUUCCCCCAGCGAAAACAACAGACGAUGAAAAUCUUGAGUGCGAUAGUAGUGCUAGCUCAUCAAGUUUCGAGUUCCAUAAAGAGAGACCAGUGAACAAUCCUGCAACAAGGUUCCUAUUAAGGCCUAUUCCAUCCAAGUGGAAUGAUGCAGAGAAAUGGAUAAUGAAUAGGCAAAAUAUACAAGCUGGUUACACAAAAAAGAAUGCUUUACAGAACCAAGUGAAUCGCUUCACAACUAGUAUGAUCAAGGUUGCACCAGAUUCUGAUUAUUUUGAUAAUAAGCUACCAAAAGCCAAAGUGGCAGAAACAGAACGAGUUCAUGUUCCAGUAAUGGAAUCUUUUCCAGAAACCAAAGGUUUAAAGGAAGCAGAUGAUAAGACAGCCGUUCCUGGGAUAAGAUCUGUUGCAAUGAGAGACAUGGGAACAGAAAUGACCCCCAUGACAAGUCAGGGACCUUCGCGAACUUCUACUCCAAUUGGUUCAAUAACUCCAGUACUUAGUCCAGCACCAUCAAUGCCUUCAACUCCUAGGAGGGGCGCGAAUCCUCCGUCUCCAGUUGAAAACACUGAAAAAAAGCUGUCUGAAGAAGAACUGAAGCUUAAGACAAGGAAAGAGAUUGAAGCCCUUGGUGUGCAGCUUGGUAAGAUGAACAUUGCUGCAUGGGCAAGCCAUGAUGAAAAGGUUAAGAAGAAAACAUCUUCUUGGGACUUGAAUAAAGAAGAACGUGGCAGAAUCGAAUUCCAAAAACGUGCAGCUUCAUGGGAGCAAGCUGAGAAAUCUAGAUAUACUGCAAGAUACAAGCGCGAGGACAUAAAAAUUCAAGCAUGGGAAAGUCAACAAAAGGCAAAAUUAGAAGCAGAAAUGAGAAGAAUCGAGGCCAAAGUUGAGCAAAUGAAAGCUCAAGCUCGGGCAAAGGCGGUGAAAAAGAUUGCGAUGCUGAGACAAAGAACAGAGGAAAAGUUCGCAGCAGCUGAAGCUAGAAAGAAUCGAGAAGCAGCAAGAAUCGCAGAAAAAGGAGAAUACAUUCGCCAAUCUGGAAGAAUACCCUCCUCCAAUUACAUUUUCUGUGGUUUGUUGUGACAUACUGAGGAUAAAAAUGAAAUUACAACACUACUCGCCAAAAUUGCUUCAGUUUCUGUAUGUAUUUUUCGGCCACAUUCAUGAAUGGCUAGACUAUUGAUAGAGGGCACCAUUUCUCGAGUUUACAAGCAGAAAAUUUACUGUUCUUUUCAAAAUGAAACAUUUGCUUUCACCAAACCAUGCAAUAUUUUGAAUUACUUAAUAUUUGGGCACUCUAAAAAUUUCUUGAAUUUUGUAUCUAUUGGUUCAUAUGUUUGUCUACCGAGAACUAAAGAAGUUGACAUCACAGAAAUAAGAAAGCAACGUUAAAUGAAUGAGCAUCAACAAUUAGUGAACUUCAAUUUUCGCUCUAUUGCUUAGAAGAUUUAUAUGAUUGCACUCUUGAGUAUAGUAACGUGAUACCUGUAAGUUGUAAGUUGUAACUUGUAACUAUACUGAGAAAAGAACACCAGCCAAAAAUUCAGAAAAAGGCUAUGAAUUCCUCCAUAUUUAGUUUGACAGAGUAGAGACAUCUUCCAUUAGACAGAAAACAAUAUGCAUUCAUAACAAAUGAAAAAAAAGUAAACAACCAUGUUCUAUUCUUAUAUAGGACGACUAUCUAAAUAGGAAGACCAACUAACUCACAAAUAUCCCAAUGUUGAU